AUGACACCAGAAGAGCACCAAGCUACCGCUAGCACUCCAGCCACAUCCAAGCGGAUCAACCUCUCAGCCAGCUAUAUCCCCAACCAAAACCCAAUUGGAUCAUUGAUUUCAAAAGUCAACCCAUAUCUUGGUCCAAAAAAGGAAAGGAAAAUCCUUGUCGGAACCCCGCUGCUGACUCAUACACCUUCUCAGGCACCUCUUCCUACAAUCCCUGUCACCCUGCAAACCGAUAUUCUUCUACAAUCACCCGAACCACCUCAGAUACCAGGGGGAAGGGUUGGAUACAAUCCCGAACUAAGAAGCAUUCUCUCCAAACAUGAAGAAUCACUCCAACGACUUAUUGAUCGUUACUCAAGACACAAACUUCACCUUUCCCAUCAGCUCAACGUUGACCUAGCAGAAUUAGAACAUCAACAAACUAAGUCAAAGUGUAAACUUGCCUUGAUCCAAAAAGAACUGACUGAAACAGUUGAAUCAAAUGAGAAGCUAAACAACAAGUUAUUGAGAUUCAACUUUAAGUUAAUUGACAUGAACACCUAUGAUAGAGUGUUUUACAUUGAACUAGAUCUUGCUGAAUCUGAUUACAGAAUAGUAUUGAUGGAUCCGCCGUGUACUCAUGAGGGUAAGAGCAUUGGAAUCCUGAUAGCAAUGUUGGUCUGGUCGGCCCAUCAUGUGAUUGGUCCCCCAGCCCCAGCCCCCCAAUACCUUGACCGGCCAGACCCCAUCGACGAUGCCUUUGAGCAUUUGGAAAAAUUCUGCCAACCGAGACCGCAAGCUUUCUCGGUUUGGCUGUAUAUACACUACAAGUGCUGGGUUUCAAAACAUUUGCAAAUUUCGUGCGGAAAUGUUUCAAAAUAUGCGCCCGCAGGGGCGGACGUCCUGGACCUCGGUCCAGGUGCAUUCCGCAAUGCAAUGCCAAAGGGUGCUAGUGGACCUGGAGCCUUGGCCAAAAAGGUCAUGGGCUCCUGA
Molecule: messenger RNA, 969 nt
Organism: Puccinia graminis f. sp. tritici CRL 75-36-700-3
Lineage: Eukaryota; Fungi; Basidiomycota; Pucciniomycetes; Pucciniales; Pucciniaceae
Exons: 5
Coding region: 1-969 (322 amino acids)
Biological process (GO): chromosome segregation
Cellular component (GO): Ndc80 complex
Source: RefSeq, a predicted model, not a curated record